AUGUCCAAAUCCUGGUGGACAACGCUCCCGGCGGUCCCAAAGCAAAAUCGACGAGGGCCACCGCCAGAGCCAGGAUUCACAGAUGAAGAACUACAAUACCUCGAAAAUACGCUACAAAUUAUUGAAUCAAUAUCUAUGGACACGCUGGGCCUGAACGAGAUGGACGACGCCGAGAGCGUUCAAGGCGAGUACGCAGCUCGCUCGAGCUCGCGACACGACACAUCUACAAAGCGAGAUAAGACGCAAAGAAUCCGUUCUCGAACAUCGUCCCAAUCUGGAGCGAGUGCAGUCGCCAAACUUGCUGCUGUACUCCCCGAACCGGUUCGGCUCCGCGUCUCGGAUGCGCAGAUGUGGGCCGUCACUCACCCCAACACGGUCGCAAUGUUUCUCGUCUUUGUGGCGAGCGCAUUGCUGGCCCGUGGCGGGAGCAAUGUGCAUUCGAUCAUCGCCGUGGCUUGCUUGAUGGCCGGACUCAAGAUUAUGGCGGCGACUGAAGAUGGAUUCGAAAUUCCUAGGGUUCCUCCUCCACGAUAUACCGCACAUCCACCACCUCGGACCCAGUCUGCUAUACCCGAUAUGCCACUUGACGAAUGA
Serendipita indica DSM 11827 is the source of this 594-nucleotide messenger RNA. The record is from the annotation of a GenBank genome assembly. NCBI's taxonomy places the organism in Eukaryota, Fungi, Basidiomycota, Agaricomycetes, Sebacinales, Serendipitaceae.